AUGAUUUCUGUCUUUCGGCCUUUUGGCCCUUUGGUCUUUUGUUCUUUUUGUUUUUUUUUCAUUUACAAGUUUUCUCUCUUCUCUCUCUUUCCAACAUUUAUUAUAUUCACAGACUUUCUUGACACUCGCAUUUUGUUACCUUCUGAUGCAUCUCCUUCACAAUGUCCAUCCAGAUUAGCUAAGGCCAUAUCGCCGAAAUUACUCUCUACUAUUAAACAUGGUUAUGAAUAUGAUAAACCUCCCUCUCAUGAGCACAUCGCGAAUCAAGAACUUUCAUUUCAUACGAGUGUCAUUGACAUGACAAUAUCAGCGUAUUCUAUGUACUCUCUUGGUCUGCAAAUAAAUCCUUUUGCUUCAGAUCGGAGAAGUGUAUGGAAGCAAACAGUACAAGAAGAAGUCUCUAAGAUUGGAUAA
Messenger RNA from Phycomyces blakesleeanus NRRL 1555(-), 414 nucleotides. RefSeq lists its product as hypothetical. Bases 1 to 414 code for a protein of 137 amino acids. NCBI's taxonomy places the organism in Eukaryota, Fungi, Mucoromycota, Mucoromycetes, Mucorales, Phycomycetaceae. The record is from RefSeq and is a predicted model, not a curated record. The transcript has 6 exons.